AUGGUACAGUCCAAAUCUGCUUCUCCAGGCUGUGGUUUCGGAGGUUCUACACACACGCUACAUUGUAGUGUCGGGUAGUUCGGAUUCUUUUAGCAUAUGUAUAUAUUUAAUUCAUUUAAAAACAAAGCCACCGCCGGAGCCAGCCUCUCUGACAUGUGACACCCGAUCUGAUAUGGAUGAAGUGUAUGGAUCAGCUAAACGCUUUAAACAAGGAUAGAGUUGUGAUCAACACAAGGUGUCACAAUGACUUCUUCAGUAAAGCAGCAAAAAAACAUUUGUGUAGUUCUUCCCAACAAACACCAGCUGGAGAUCACUGUCGGGCCAAAGGCCACAGGGCAGGAUGUUUUCAAUCAGGUGGCAGAACUUCUUGGUAUCAAAGAGAUGCACUUGUUUGGCCUCACAGUGGUCCGAGACAAUGAGCACAUAUUUUUAGACAUGGAGGAGAAGUUGACCAAGUACUUACCCAAAGAAUGGAAGCAAGAGUCUGGAAAGGGUUUAGAGAAGAGAGCCUUUCCUUUAGUGCUCUGCAUUAAAGUGCAGUACUAUGUUGAAAAUGGCAGACUUAUUAGUGAACGCAAGGCACGCCAUCUGUACUACUCUGACCUGCGCGAGCGGGUGUUGCGCUCGGAAUGCCGUCAACAGGAGGAGGUGUACUUCCAGCUAGCAGGUUACGCCAUGCAGGCGGACCUCGGUGACCACCAGCUGCCCAGGGAGGGGGAAGAGAGUGCCCCUUACUUCCAACCUAAGGAGUACUUUCCUCCAUGGAUAAUAGCGAAGCGGGGACUGAACUAUCUCCUCUGCCAUGGCCCCAAAGUGCACCAGGACCUGUGGGGCAUGUCAGCUCGUGAUGCCAUCCUCCUCUUCAUCAGAGAGUCAUGUCGACUGGAGGAUGUACCAGUCAGAUUUUACAGACUGCAAAAGGACAAGAAGCAAGAGAGGGGAACGGCGGUACUCGGCCUGACCCUGAGAGGAAUGCAGGUUUAUCAGGAGGCAAACAACAUCAGACAGCUGCUGUAUGACUUCCCCUGGUCCAAUGUGGGACGACUCACCUUCCUGGGAAAGAAAUUUGAGAUCCAACCGGAUGGUUUGCCAUCAGCCAGGAAGCUUGUUUACUACACGGGAUCGUCAUUCCGCUCUCGACACCUCCUCUUGCACCUGAGCCGCAGUCAUCGCAUCUACCUCAGCCUCCAGCCUGCCCUCAAGCACCUCCGCCAGCUGGAGGAUAGCGAAGAAAAAAAACGUUACAGAGAGUCUUACAUCAGUGAUGAUCUGGACUUGGACCCACCAGGCAGCGAGAGCAGCCCGGGUUUGUCCCGUAUCUCCACCAGCAGCUCAGGCAUAGAAGCUGACGCCCGCCAACACAGCAUCUCCACAGAAGUCACCUCCAUGGAGGAGGAAUCAGAACGGCAAGCAGAGAAGUGUUCCUGCUCCACAGCCAGCCAAGUCAGCUCCUCUACGUCUGGCAUCGGCAGCGGCAGGAAAUCUCAUACGAAGGAUCAGGUGUGGCAAGAGGAAGAAAUGAAGGCCGAUGUCAGACAGGAAGUUCUAGCGGAUUAUCCAGCUGAAAUGUUCCAGCUGGCUGAUCUUCUCGAUGGUGUGUCCGUGGAUUGCACACUCUCCUCAGAGACAAAAUUGCCAGAGAACAAAGUGUGGCUCUCAGACAACAAUGAACAUCUCCUAAAUGUAGCUAGCACAAGUAUACAGGAUGUGGAAACUAGAUCGCAUGCUUGUGUGGACCGGCACAGCCACAGCCUUGACGAUGUUAGUUUGUUCCCACCUCAGGCACCCCUGGGGACCACACUGCCAGCGGAUUCCUCACACAGCUACACUUUCGGCCUCUCAGACACCUCAGCAGACACAAAGACGCCUGUUGUUCCCGACUAUUACCCUUUCUUGCACUGCCAAGCCAAACCUUCCUUCUACGGUCGCAGGUCUACCAACUGCCUGUCACUGGACCUGCUAGCAGACGAACAGUUCCUGGAGUUCAUUCUUUGAACAAACACAGAGGUCCUCAUAUUUGCCUCAUUUGUGUGAUGAAGGUUGUCUACAGAAUCUGUUUGUUUUUAAUGUGGCCUAGGUGACAAGUGGAGACCUUAUUUUUGUGUGUAUAUUUUCCUCCUACAAUUCUUUGGAGGAGGUCCCAGUUUAUUUUUUUUUUACCAGAAACAUUUCUUUGUCAGUGACAUAUUUAUUGAUUUUUCUAUGUUUUGUACAUACUACUUGCAUUUCAUGACAUUUCAGCUUAUCCAUGCAAAGAUAUUUGAUCAAGGCAAAUGUAUUUUGUUUUGUGUGCCAGCAAUCUCUUGAAAGGUUAUUAAGGGCAAAAUAACUUUUUGUUAUACUCUCUUGGAUAUUCAUCAGAUGGAAUCUCCAUUAAUCUGUUAACUGUAAGAAUAUUUAAAAUGAUCUUGUUAUAUGCCGAGAACAUUCCUGACCACAGUGCCAAUGAUAAUUUUCCUCAGUAUCUUGUUUUCUUUUUUAAAAACAUUUAACACUAUUUUUCUACAGUGUGCUUGGUCAUCCCUUUCCUAUUAUUCUGCCUCAGCAAAUGUAGCUACUGGUGUGGAAAAUGAAACUUCUUUACAGCUUGUAAACCAUUCAUCCAAAGUGUCCACAUGCUUAAACUCUUUUACUAUUUUCAUAAUUACAACAGAACUGUUUGCAAAGCUUUACUUCUGUAAUUGUGACAUUUAUAAUCAAUCUGCAGUAUUUUUCUAUUAUGUAACCUCCAAACAAAGAGCCUUUCUGUCAAGCUAUUUUUUCCCCAGAAUAUUUUCACUGUUUUGUAAAUGCUAAUUAGUAUGCAAAAGAAGAACUUAACCCAGCAUGAGCUCACUGAGAAGGAAUGCCAGUGAUUAAACACUUUAACUCAAUUCUGAUAAUGUGUUACCAACCUGCAGGUUAUGACCAAUGCUCUUGCAUUUUUAUCUAAAGCACAGUUUUUUAUUAUUAUUGAAAAAAUCAAUUUUACUCUGUGAAAUGUUCUAUAAUAUGAUGCACAUGGAGGCAGAGUAUACUGUAUAUACAGAAGAAUGCACAUUCUUGUAGCUGGCCUUUAAUCUUUUUCACGAGACUUGUUGACCUACUGACCUAACUGGGAUACCAUCCUUAUCCCUCGUGGACUGCUUUGGUCAUGUGACAGCUGUAAUAAUGGGAGAGGUCUGCCUGGAAGCUUUUUCUUCCAGACGGUCUUCCUGGGAAAGAACUUUCCAGAUAAGCUUUUGUUAUUAAAUACCCACACUGUU
Molecule: messenger RNA, 3245 nt
Organism: Phyllopteryx taeniolatus (common seadragon)
Lineage: Eukaryota; Metazoa; Chordata; Actinopteri; Syngnathiformes; Syngnathidae
Exons: 14
Coding region: 244-1995 (583 amino acids)
Biological process (GO): positive regulation of hippo signaling
Cellular component (GO): cytoskeleton; cytoplasmic side of apical plasma membrane
Source: RefSeq, a predicted model, not a curated record